This is a messenger RNA of Gossypium raimondii (Peruvian cotton), 2198 nucleotides long. Its product is annotated as U3 small nucleolar RNA-associated protein 18 homolog. Gene Ontology annotation, biological process: rRNA processing. Lineage: Eukaryota; Viridiplantae; Streptophyta; Magnoliopsida; Malvales; Malvaceae. Gene Ontology annotation, molecular function: protein binding. Gene Ontology annotation, cellular component: Pwp2p-containing subcomplex of 90S preribosome; small-subunit processome. The record is from RefSeq and is a predicted model, not a curated record. The coding region runs from base 182 to 1858 and encodes 558 amino acids. The transcript is spliced from 2 exons.
UUUAUUUGGCCAAACGGUGGUGGAUAUUAACUAUAGUCCACUAACUUGUCGAAUUUAGAUUAAGGUAUAGGUAACUUGUUUUCUCGAGCGGCCGCCUCCUUUACUCUCUCCCUUCCUGCGACUCCAUUGCCCGCCUAAGCUUUGGAGGGAAAAACACCAGAACCUUUGAAAGAGGGAAAACAUGAGUUUGAUAUCUCAAAACCCAGUGUCUAGAAACAAGGUGAAGGUUAAAAGGGAUGAUGAAGUGGUUUCGAUUAAUGAAGAUACAAAUGACACUGAGAAUGGGUUAGAAUCUGAUUCUGAAAUCUCUAAGUUGAAAAAGAGAAAGAAAGAAAAAGAAAAACAGAUUGAGGUUGAGCAGGAGACAGAAAUGAAAAAGCUUGAAAGUUUUCUUUUCGGGUCGAUUUAUUCCCCCCUUGAAUUUGGUAAACAAGUGGAGGAAAAAGCUCACGAUGUUGUUGCUGAAGACGGUUCUGCUUUGUUCUUCUUGGACAGUUCCACGAACGAUGUGGAAUUGUCCGAGGAAAGUGAUUAUGAACAGAAGACUUGUAAGGAAAGGAAAGCCGUUUGGGUGGAUGAGGAGGAGGAAAGAACCGUGAUAAACAUAGCUAAGGUCAAUAGGUUGAGGAAGUUGAGGAAAGAAGAGGAUGAGAGUGUGGUUUCUGGUUCAGAGUAUGUCUCGAGAUUGAGGGCUCAACAUGCUAAGCUGAACCCUGAGACAGAAUGGGCCAAGCUAGAUUCAGGGUUAAGGAACGAUCAUGGUUAUGAUGAUGAAUCAUCUGACGAAGAAAAGGGUGUAGUGGCAGCUUCUGGUUAUGGAAACGGUGAAGUUGUUGAUGAUAUUCUUAGAACAAAUGAAGAUCUUGUGGUGAAGAGUAGGGUUAAAUUGUUGCCGGGGCUUCUUGAGUAUUCGAGACUCGUGGAUGCAAAUGCUGAGGAACCUUCCAAUGGCCCAAUAAAUUCAGUUCAGUUCCACAGGAAUGCACAGUUACUACUUGCUGCUGGAUUGGAUCGGAGGAUCAGGUUUUUCCAGAUUGAUGGUAAACGGAAUACCAAAAUACAAAGUGUUUUUCUUGAAGAUUGUCCGAUUCGUAAGGCAUCUUUCUUGCCUGAUGGUUCCCAGGUUAUUAUAGCAGGGAGGAGGAAGUUCUUCUACUGUUUUGAUUUAGUGAAAGCAAAAGUCGAUAAAAUAGGACCACUGGUUGGUAGGGAGGAAAAAAGCUUGGAAGUUUUUGAGAUUUCCCCCGAUUCUAGCACGAUUGCGUUUUUGGGAAAUGAAGGUUAUAUCUUGUUGGUUUCAUCCAAAACAAAGGAGCUGAUUGGAACACUUAAGAUGAACGGAACAGUCCGCUCUCUAGCUUUUGCUGAUAAUGGGAACCAAUUAUUGAGCUCUGGCGGGGAUGGAGAAGUCUACCAUUGGGACUUGAGAACUAGAACAUGCAUCCAUAAGGCCGCUGAUGAAGGCUGCAUUAAUGGUACGGCUCUUUGUACAUCACCGAAUGGAAGAAUGUUUGCAGCUGGUUCUGAUAGCGGGAUAGUGAACAUUUACAAUAGGGAUGAAUUUUUGGGAGGUAAAAGGAAACCAAUCAAGACUGUCGAGAAUCUAACCACCAAAGUCGAUUUUAUGAAGUUUAAUAGUGAUGCUCAAAUACUAGCUAUCUGUUCUACCAUGAAGAAAAACAGUUUAAAACUGAUGCAUGUCCCAUCAUUUACAGUCUACUCUAAUUGGCCUCCACUGAAUAAGAACUUACAGUAUCCCCGCUGUCUGGAUUUCAGUCCUGGUGGUGGUUUCAUGGCUGUUGGAAACGCCGCCGGCAAAGUGCUACUAUACAAAUUGCAUCACUACAAUCAUGCAUAGAGUGGAUCUUUACCCCUCUAAACUUGUUUGAAGCAUCAUGUACUCAUGUAAGGUGAGUUCAUUCAGCUGCAAUAUAGUUUCAAUCGUCACCAUAUCUGGUGGGUGAACAACCUUUCUUUUCUUUCAUUCGAUCUUUUGGUUUUUGCCUUUACUUAUAAGCAAUGAUCAAAGAGCUUAAGUUUUGGAUACAGUAGCUUCAAACACGUUCCUAGUAUGCGAACUUUUUGGUGGUUCUAGUUUUUUUCUGAUCUCUGUUGUAAUUUCGCUUAGUGAUAUCUUAUUUAACAAUUUUGCCUUGCUUUAUUGAUAUUUGGAGACUACUCUUUUUGUUUUUUUAUCA